AUGACCGCCCCGGGCCCGGACGCAUCGCAACUGACAAAGUGGGAGGACGCCUUCCAGCACCCGAUCCCCGCUGUGCGCGCCCUCGAGCGCCAGCUGCAGACGGAGCUCGCGGCGAAUAAGGAGAAGCUGAGGGGGCUGGUUGGAGAGAGCUACCGAGACCUUCUCCGCACGGCCGAGCGAAUCGUCGAGAUGGACCGCGACGCGCAGCAGGUUGAGAGCUGUCUGGCAGAGACGUCGCGCACGUGCAGCUCCCGCCUGCUGGAGCGGAAGGCGCGCAAUUUGAGGAUGUUUGAGGAGCGGGUUGGCGCUGAGGAUAGGGAGAAGUAUGUGUUUGCGGCGCAGCUGGCGGUGCUGGGGAGCUGUCCGAGCGUGGUGAGUAGGCUGCUGCAGAGGGAUGAGAAUGGAGAGAAUUGUCUGCUGGCGACGAAGGUGUUUGUGGUGCUGAGGCUGCUGCUGAAGAGUUUGUUGUUGAAGGGCCCCUCAGUCCCGCUCCUCGAAUCACUAAAACACCAACGCACAACCCUCACCGCCCACCUCACCACCCACAUCGACCACCACCUCAGCACCCCCACCGCCCCGCACCUCACCACAGUCCUCACCUCCUACUCCCUCCUCAAGACCUCCCCCCCCUCCGACGUCCUCCGCCACUUCCUGCACAUCCGCUCCUCCGCCAUCAGCACCCUCCUGCACACCGCCGAGCGCACGCCCAACGCCGCCCUCGCCGCAAUGGCGCUCUACAACCACACGCUCGCCCACGCCGACGCACACUUCCCAAAGCGCCUCAGCGACGCCCUCAUCCUGCUCAAGUCGCGCCCCCUGGAGGAGUUGGAGGGUGUGGGGGCGCUGGAAGACUCGACCAGCCUCUGGGACCCCGUCCUGCUCACCAUCCCGCUCACGUCCGGCGGCGCGCUCUUCAAAGAAAGCGUGCAGUCGCGCGUGCACGGCAAAGACAGCGCCAUAAAGUCCUUCCGCGCCACCUACGACGCCUUCCUCGCCGACAUUGCCGCCACAACCGCCAUCCUGCACUCCUUGCGCAGCUCGCCCUCCCAAACCACCACCACCGGAACAGGCACAGACGACGCCGACGACGACUUUGAGGCCGAAGAGCAGCGCGCACAGGAGGCGCUCGAGGACUCGCUGAUUGCCGAGACGGAGCUGCGCACCGCCCUCGACGCUGCAUACCGCGCGCUUGAAGCUGCGCUUGACCGCCUUGUCGACUCUGCUACUACUACCUCUCCUACCUCCUCCACUGCCACCCGCCGCACCACCUUCCUCCUCCGCACCAUCCGGCAAAUCCGGCAGCACCCCACACCGCAACUACCCCUCCCCUGGUUCUGCAGCGCGCAGCUACCACGGCUGCACACCGCCGUCGCCGCACACGUGGGGCGCGGCCCGCUGGACACGGUGGCGACGCUGCUGCGGCGGCGGAGAUGGAGCGGCGUGCUGGCGUCGCGCGCGCUGUGGGAGGGGGCGCCGGCGCUGCCGGUGCAGCCGAGCCCGCUGGUGUUUAAGUUUCUGCUGGACCUGGUGCAGGCGAUGCAUGUGGCGGGGGAUGACGUGUGGACGCCGGCGGCGGCGGAGGAGAAGCAGGUGGUGGGGGAGGAGGCAACAAACGAAGACGCCCGCGUGAUCGGCAGAGACUGGGCCGUGCAACUACUCUUUGACGCACUGUACCUGGACGAGGCCCUGCAGCGCAAGGGCGCCAACGCCAGGAACUCUGGCAUCUUGAGUCUUGCGGGCAAGAUUGAAGCUACGGUGGGCAUACGGCUGGGCUUCGACGAAGAGCUGCGGCGGCGCCUCGAGGGCUGCGCGAGGGAGUAUUGGAAGAGGACUUGUUUGCUGUUUGGGCUGCUUUCGUAG
Morchella importuna is the source of this 1860-nucleotide messenger RNA. RefSeq lists its product as uncharacterized. The transcript is spliced from 8 exons. NCBI's taxonomy places the organism in Eukaryota, Fungi, Ascomycota, Pezizomycetes, Pezizales, Morchellaceae. The record is from RefSeq and is a predicted model, not a curated record. Gene Ontology annotation, cellular component: COG complex; Golgi apparatus. The coding region runs from base 1 to 1860 and encodes 619 amino acids. Gene Ontology annotation, biological process: intra-Golgi vesicle-mediated transport.